Messenger RNA from Brassica oleracea var. oleracea, 1956 nucleotides. Its product is annotated as UDP-glucuronate 4-epimerase 6. The record is from RefSeq and is a predicted model, not a curated record. The transcript has a single exon. Lineage: Eukaryota; Viridiplantae; Streptophyta; Magnoliopsida; Brassicales; Brassicaceae. Bases 226 to 1593 code for a protein of 455 amino acids.
UACAGAGAAAAUGGGUUCCGACCAGCAAAAUCUCUCUCUUUCUCUUUAUAAAAUCAUCAAAUCGUUCCUUCACUUUGGUUUCAGGGCUCAAAAACUCUCUCAAACCCUCUAAGUCCUCCCUUAAAAUAAUAAUUGUAACAUUUUUCUUCUAGCCCCUUCUUGGAUCCAGGGAGAAGAAUCCACAUACAAAUCUAGAUCAGUAAGAGUUCCUAUAAAAAGACGAAAAUGCCCCCAUCGGCGACGGCGGAUACAAGCAAGACGGGGAAGCUGGAGAGGUACAACAGCUACCUCCGCAAGAUCCACAGCACCAAAGUCCUCAAUGCUUCUUCCAAAGUCCUCUUCCGAGCAACACUGCUCGUCGCUCUCGUCCUCCUCCUCCUCUUCGCAUUCAACUACCACCCACUCUCCGACAGCCGCGCCGCCGCAUCGCACCACCUCCACCGACGCAGCUUCUUAUCCACCGGAAUCUUCUCCUCCUCCUCCUCCUCUUCCGCUUGGGAGAAGCGCGUGAGGCAAUCCUCGACAGCAAAACGACAGCACGGUCUCUCCGUCCUAGUCACCGGAGCAGCCGGGUUCGUCGGGUCCCACUGCUCCAUCGCCCUAAGAAAACGCGGCGACGGAGUCUUAGGGUUCGACAACUUCAACGACUACUACGACACGUCACUCAAAAGAGCAAGACAAAACCUCUUAGAGAAGCAACAAGUGUUCAUCGUCGAAGGCGACCUCAACGACGGGCCCCUCUUGCGCAAGCUCUUCGACAUCGUCCCUUUCACUCACGUCCUCCACUUAGCGGCUCAAGCCGGAGUUCGCUACGCCAUGAAGAACCCUCAGUCCUACAUCAGCUCGAACAUCGCCGGUCUCGUGAACCUCCUCGAAGUAGCCAAAGCGGCUAACCCUCAGCCCGCGAUCGUAUGGGCCUCGUCGAGCUCCGUGUACGGGCUCAACACCGAGAACCCCUUCUCCGAAGAUCACAGGACGGACCAGCCGGCGAGUCUUUACGCGGCCACGAAGAAAGCAGGGGAGGAGAUUGCGCAUACUUACAAUCACAUCUACGGUCUUUCGUUAACCGGACUCCGGUUCUUUACGGUUUACGGUCCUUGGGGAAGACCGGACAUGGCUUACUUCUUCUUCACUAAAGCCAUACUCCACGGGAAGUCGAUAGAUAUUUAUAGAACUCAGGACAAUCAAGAAGUGGCGCGUGACUUCACCUACAUCGACGAUAUCGUUAAAGGAUGCGUCGGUGCGUUGGACACGGCGGAGAAAAGCACCGGAAGCGGCGGAAAGAAGCGAGGGCCGGCUCAGUUGCGUGUUUACAACCUCGGGAACACUUCUCCGGUUCCUGUCGGGAGAUUGGUUUCGAUAUUGGAAGGUUUGUUGGGCACGAAAGCGAAGAAGCAUCUGAUCAAAAUGCCUAGAAACGGUGACGUGCCAUACACGCAUGCGAAUGUGAGCUUAGCGUAUAGAGACUUUGGGUAUAAACCAACGACGGAUCUCGCGACGGGGUUGAGGAAGUUCGUCAAGUGGUACGUUGGUUAUUACGGGAUACAGCCGAGGGUAAAAAAGGAAAACUCUCACGCCGAUGAUUCCGCUUAAUAAUCUCUCUCUCUCUGCUUCAUUAUCAUCAACAUGCUUGAUUUUUCGUUUUACAAAAAAAAAAUAUUUACAGGGACAGAUUUCUGUUUUUUUUUUUCCUUUUUUUUUAUUUUAAAAUGCCAAAACUCAUUAAUGUGUGGGAAUUUAAUUGCCACAGGCUGUAUGUUAUAAUAGACAGAUAUGUGGAAGGAGAAAUGAAAAAAAGAGAAAGAAAAAGGGGGUAUAGUUGGAUAUAUAAUCAAGUGGGGUUUGUUAUGUAAUAAAUGAUGGGUUAACGAUCUUGCUGGAAAGUGUUUAUUAGAGAGCAGAUCUUACCUGUUGGAUUUUUAUAAUCAAGGAAUGAAACAUGUGAUCUGUUAUCAA